GACCCUCAAAACCGUAUCAGCAUAAGCAAUCCUUUCAGCUCUGAAUCAGUAGUAACGGCCAUGGCAAUGGCGACCUCUAUCUCCGCUAUCACCUCAUCCUUAUCUUCGCUAUCCUUUUCCUCCCAAGUAUCUCAGAAGCCCGGGCUUUCCACUUCUCUUCCGCCAAAGUCUAUCUCCUUGAAAUUUUCCGCCCCCAAAUUCCCCACCCUCAUCGUCGCCUCCUCCGCUGCCGUCGCUGAACCCGGCUUGGAGAAGCAGGAUUUGGAGAAACUGGUGAAAUCUAGGCUUCCUGGUGGGUUCGCCGCUCAGACUAUCAUCGGCACCGGCCGCAGGAAGAGCGCUAUUGCUAGGGUUGUUCUGCAGGAAGGCACCGGAAAAAUCAUCAUCAAUUAUCGCGACGCUCAGGAAUACCUUCAAGGCAACCCUUUGUGGCUGCAGUAUGUCAAGACUCCUCUGGUGACAUUAGGAUAUGAGAGUAGCUACGAUGUCUUUGUAAAGGCACAUGGUGGCGGCCUAUCUGGGCAGGCCCAAGCCAUAUGUCUUGGCGUUGCUCGGGCCUUGCUCAAGGUCAGCGACAGCCAUAGAUCGCCUCUGAAGCAGGAAGGCCUACUCACCCGGGACGCCAGAGUAGUUGAGAGGAAGAAGCCUGGGCUAAGGAAAGCUAGGAAGCGCCCACAGUUCUCAAAGCGUUAAGGUCAGGAACAUCUUGCACACUUGAUAUCCACUCUGUUUGUGAUAUUAUAGCACUAUAUGUGUGGAGAUAUUUUCACCUGCGUAAUAUUGUUUGAAGAAUAUUUGAGGGUUGGAAGCCAGAAAUCUUGGUGUAUAUCAGCUUUGUUCAUCCCUACACAAGCUUUUGUUUAGGUUGUUUUGUUUCAGUAUGCUCGAUUCGAGUUCUUGAUCAUCAUUUCUUGUUGUUCUUGAUGUGUAUCUUCAACUGUAUGAAAUGCAAGUUAUUUCGGUUGAAUAACAUUAAUUUUUAUUGUCA
Salvia splendens (bonfire salvia) is the source of this 988-nucleotide messenger RNA. Its product is annotated as 30S ribosomal protein S9, chloroplastic. Gene Ontology annotation, cellular component: ribosome; plastid small ribosomal subunit. Gene Ontology annotation, biological process: translation. Bases 61 to 693 code for a protein of 210 amino acids. The record is from RefSeq and is a predicted model, not a curated record. The transcript has 2 exons. Gene Ontology annotation, molecular function: structural constituent of ribosome; RNA binding. Lineage: Eukaryota; Viridiplantae; Streptophyta; Magnoliopsida; Lamiales; Lamiaceae.